AAGUGUGUGGGAACACGGCUGAAGGUGAAGCUUCCUCCACUCACAGCAAAGAAGAUGUCUGAAGCCAAGGAAUGUUCCGGUUCUCGCUGUGCCCUAAAUCCCGGCGCUCCGGCCGUGCAGGCGUCUGUCCCUGACACGCAGGGCAGAGCUGGCAGCGGGAAACGGCAGCGGGAGCAAGACGUGUCGGACCUGAAGGAGAACGUGCCGCACUCCACAACCGCUCCUCCCAGCCCCACAGCCUCUAAGAAGAGACGCGGUGAGGAGAGACGUGUCCCAUCACAGCCCGAGAGGCCAGAAGAGAGGGGGAUGAGGAGAAGAGAGGGGGAUGAGGGUGGACGGAGAGAGCGCGCGGGCAGGAGGCUCCGGAGAGCUUCACAGACGCCGAGGAUGGAGGAGCAGGGAGGGAGGGAGGUGGAGGAGGAGGAGGAGGAUGGAGACAAGAAAGAGGUGGAGCAGAAAGACGAGGGACUGGCGGAGGAGGAGGAGGAGGAGAAGGAGGAGGGACACAUGCACCAGCAGGCGGAGGAGAAAACCAGCGAGGACCUGAAGAGGGAGCAGAGGACUAAGGUGCUAGCAGAGCGCAGGCUGAGUGUGUUGAAGUCUCUGCAGGGUCUGGUCACCUCCUCCAGGGGGAGGCGCGAGAGUGAAGCAGUACUAAAGGGGCGCGUGGCGGACGCGAGCCACGCCCCCCUGGAUGACGGCGCAGACUCCGCCUCACAGCCACAGGAACAGCAAGAGGAGGGCGGGAGCUCGGGGUCGAAAGCACAGGAGCCAACAGCGGACAUUCAGAGAGCUCCUGCACUGUCAGUCACAGACUCCAUGUUGUACAGACUGCACGGUGAUAUUAGGAUCUCCAUGACCCUUGACAACCCUGAUGUGAGUAAGUGUUUGUUGGCGCUUGAUGAGUUGAGCACAGUGUCAGUCUCCUCUCGUCACAUACAGAACCACAGUGAACUCAUCGACACACUGAGAAAGAUGCGCUGGUUUCGGGGCAGUGAAGCCAUCAUGUUCAAGGCCUCCAUGCUGUAUUACCGUUUCAAAAACCUCUACCUCACCGGGGACGCGGAGGACACGCUGAGCCCUGAACACAUCCACGCGCUCCAGGAGGCGAAGGAGAGAGAGGAGAGAGAGAGAGCCUCCACACACACCUCACAGCCUGCAGCUCCCACAGGUAUAGAUGUUGACUCAGAGGGGCAGUCCACAGCAUACAGCAGUGACCUCCAGCGCAGCAGUGCCCAUACCCCAGAGAGGAGCUGACACUCAUCUGGAGUUUUGUCGAGACGCUUUCUAGAUUUCAGUGUAGAUGUUUGCUGUGACAGUGCAUGUUGGGGUCAUUCACUUUAACUGGAACACUGAUGGUGCGGUUAAACAACACUCGUGACCUGAGAUUACACUUCAGCCCUGCUUAGAGCCCCUCUCUCUCGCUCACACACACUAACGUGCUCACACAUUUUUUACAGAAAAAUGGCCUGUUGGGUCAGAGUCAGUAGCAGCAUUGCUUAACAUGUUGAUUUGGUUGCUGUUCUUAGAUGACCCGAGACCAGUUUUUCCAUUUCCCGUCAUCCCACGUGCGGGGGUGGGUGAGGGUGGGUCUUUAACAGCGGCGUCCUGCAGUUUAGACUGGGAAACGCUGAUGUUUGUCAUGGUGGGAUGGUGGGACCAGUUCCAGGAUCUGGUUUCAGGACCUACAGAGCUCUGAAUGGCUGGACACCUGCUACUGCCUGACCAGUUGGAACUGGAGGAAGAGUUUCUCAUCACAGUUCCCGUCUGUCAUAAAGCAUUAAGGACUCUCUCUCCAUUAAAUGACUGUUUAGCAUUAUGUAUGCACCACGUAUCACUAAUGUACUUAUCAGCCUGCAGUCUAAAGUCCUUCAUUUUAAAGUCACUACUCUUUGUGGGUAAUUUGCUGGAAUGUCCACGUCGUUCACUUGAGGACUCCCCAAGCCACUCGAACAAGCUCCGCCCACACCAGGCUCCACCCACCACUAACCCACAGCAGUGACGGUGUGGUAGGCUUCCAGGACCGGUGGGUUCCUCGGCUUGGGUCCCGUUACCUCACCUCAGUCUCGUACACGGCAGCGCUGCACCGUGAGGCGUGACCACUGCAUGUUUGGCACGUUUUCCACACUCACGCCUCACGUUUUCCACACACUCACGUUUACCUCAUUGCCGUGCCUAAGGAGGACGUAUGAACAGCAGUGCUUUAAGCCCCGCCCAAUGCCAUAUUACCAUGUAGCAUUACCCAAUAGCAAGAGACUGUAUUAGACUGAGGAAAUGAAGCUGCUGUUUUUAGUGUAGCUGCUCAAUGAACGUGUUCCCGCCAGUGUCUGUAUAAACCACACCCUUCUGUACAGGAAGUCAUGCCUAAACCACACUCUUUGUACAGGAAGUCAUGCCUAAACCACACUCUUUGUACAGGAAGUCAUGCCUAAACCACUGGGUUCUGUGAUGGUACGUGUCAUUGUGAGUAUGGGCCAGGUUUUCAUUACACUCAUGUACUGGAUGCUUUUAUGUCAUUUAUAGCCAUUCUUGCUAGUUUUGAAUAUACACAUGCAUUCAACUGUGUUUAUGUACUUGCGUCUAGAAGAUAUUGUGAAUACUAAAACAUCAAAUCCCAAAAGCUUGCUGUCUUGGCAUCUGUCCUGCUAUAUUUAGAGUGUGUGUACAUACAAAUGUCAGCCAGUGUUAAGACGUUUCUCUCUUUUAAACCCAUUAUACUGUUCGUAUAAAAUUAUCCAGUUUUUCUAGACUGUUUUUAAUGGAUUUUAACAGAUUAUAGUGUAAAUAUUUUUCUUUGUAUGGUUCUCAGACUCUGUAAAGCCAUACUGUUACUGCUCAUUGUGAUUAAAAGUGUGCUAUUUGCUGUGAAUCAGA
Electrophorus electricus (electric eel) is the source of this 2874-nucleotide messenger RNA. NCBI's taxonomy places the organism in Eukaryota, Metazoa, Chordata, Actinopteri, Gymnotiformes, Gymnotidae. The record is from RefSeq and is a predicted model, not a curated record.